AUGGCAUGGGACUUGGAGCCUGAUGCUAUCGGCCUGGACCGGUUUAAGCCUUGGGACAAGUUCACCAAGUUCAGAGAGCCCUCUGAGGAAACUUCGUCCAUCACACCCGUGACGGCGCCCGUGACGGCUCUAGUGGAUGAGCUGGAUGCCCGCGAGUUCCGCGACCUGCGUGCCAGACGCAAGGGCGAAAGCCGCGUGGAAAGCCGAGGGCCCUUGGAAAAGCCCCGCUUCCAGCGGACGGAGCCCGCGCGCGAGCCUGAGCUUUCGGAGAGGAGCUUGAGGACCUUGGUCCGGGAAGCCUGCGUCUCUUUGCGGCGCCCUAUGAGCGAGGCAGACAAGCUCGUGGCACGCCUGCACAAGGAAUGGUUGGAGACCCCCAAACAGCUCUUGAGCUUGGGCUCCGAGGGAUGGGCACGCCUGGCCCUGCCGGUAGGCUUGGAGUCGGAGCUGCAGAGACGUCUUGGCCUGGCCCUUGAGCGGGCGCGCGAGGACAAAGAUGCCUUGAAGUCGCCCGCCAGGAAGCAGACGAAGGAGCGCACGGAGCGAGUGGAUCUCCAAGAGGCCUUGCGGCGGCAGUGCGGCGACGCCUGGGCAUCCCACCUUCUUUCCGCCUUAGGCCUCCAGCACCGGGACACCGUCGAUGCCAACAGCCUCCAAUCGGCUCUGCGUGUUCUGGGUGUGCCUGUCUUCAGCACCCAAGCUAUAGACUCCGUCAUCCGCAGGGCUGCCAAAGGCGCUGAAGCGCGCGGACCGCCGAAAGCGGAUGCCGUGGUCGCCGCGAUCCAUGGGCCCCUGCGAGGCGGCCGUGCACAGGAGGCUUCAAAUGUCUUCUUCGACCUGGGAGGAGAUAUCCAUGGCACCCUGGCGAUUCAGACGCUGCGCAAGCGAAUGGCUGCCCUCGAGCUGCCAGCGGUCAAGGCAAGCCCCUUCCGCAUCCUUUUGAAUGGGAGUUGCCUUGACACACGGGCUGAGAAGGAUUGA
Molecule: messenger RNA, 981 nt
Organism: Symbiodinium natans
Lineage: Eukaryota; Dinophyceae; Suessiales; Symbiodiniaceae
Source: the annotation of a GenBank genome assembly